UGUGCUAGCUCGCAGUCACUCGGCGCUCGGCUUUUCGCGGUCCGCCCUCGUCGUCCGGCGACUACUUUGUAUAAACCGUUCGUAAUUAAAAUAAACUAUAUUAUUUUACAAUAGUUCAUAUAAUAUUUUAUAACAUUUAACGGAUGCGAAUUUCCUGCGUGUUUAGGCGAUUUUAACGUUUUUCUUGUAAUAUUAAAAUUAUUGUCGUUUUCUACACGACGACUGCCGGCCCUCACUUAUAUGUGAUAAACAUCACAUACCGGCGAAAACGUUUUCGAUACUAUUCAUGCGCGACGACAACCGAGCAUUAAUUAUCAAACAAUUUUUUUAGUUUCUAAACCUUAUGCUAUUCAGGUACGGGAAGUAAUAAACCAUUACACAAAAGUAGUUGUCGGGCGAAGGCGGUGCGAAGGGCAAGAAUUAUGAAUACCAAUAACAGUCAGGGUAACAACAACAGCAGCGGUGGUGGAAAUAAUAAUAGUUUCCGGAAGUACAAGCGAGUUACAGCAAGUAAUCCGUCGAAUCCAAAAACCAAAAAACAACUGGAAAAUGAGUUGAAUCGCCAGAGGAGCUUUUUCGUCGCCUGCAGCCCGCAAAAUCCGUCUGCUACACGUCAUAGUAACACGCAAGAGGUAACUGGAGGCUAUCUGAAUAGGAGUAAUAGCAGUGUUUUAGGACAAAAGAAACAUCCCACGCUUGCAAUCUAUCGUCCACCGACCAACGGACCGCAGAAAUCGAAAAAUAUUCAAGAUGCAUCAGACAUAUUUGAAGAUUGCAGUAAGCUGAACGUGCAUGCUAAAGAGUUUUCCUUAGAACGUUCCAAUACAGCUCCUCAGUCCAUUGCAAACGGUGUGAAACAAGAAGGAACUCGACACAAUGCUAAUGCGGUAUUAUCAAGAUCGAGGACAUUUUAUACGAACGAUAUUAAACCAAAUAGUCAAAAGAAAAGUUACGAUUAUAAAAAUAAUUUUGCAUAUAAGAAUAAUUGUCAACAAAUGAAAUACAAUGCACAACAAAAAGAUACUCAGGGUCCAAAAGUUCAAUUCAAAGAGUCUAAACAAAAAUCAAAACCUACAUUGAACGACCAACUAAAUAAAUGUGCGAUGGAUCCAAAAAAUGACUUCAGUCUUAGGAGAUCCAAAACAUAUAACGGUCCAGACAGUAAAUACUACCAAAAUACUUCCGAAGAAACACGUGCUUCAUGGAAAUGUCAACCUAAUGAAUUUUAUGUCAAAGACUUAAAUUGUUUUCCUGAAGAUAUAAAUGAUAUGGCAAAACGUAUAGUUAAAGAUACGAAAAAUUCACCAACAAAAGAUUUAAUGCUUUUGGCAUUGAAAAUAAUUGAACACGUGGUUAACAAUCAAGAUACCAUGACGCCUUCGGUUAAUUUAUCCCUUUACAUAAUUGAGAGAGAUACAAGAGACACUUACGUGAAUAUGAUCAUCAACACCAUACAAUUGUGGUUCGUAAAACGAGAGAAACUCUUACAACCACCCAGAUUUUUUUCGUACGCGACAUUCGUACUUCAAAUGUAUAAAGGAAUGAAACAAAAUAAAGUGUUGUUAAACAGGAUGGAGAAAGAGGCAUACUCUCGUAAACAAGCUCUGCUUAUGUUACUGUUAAAAAUUUGCGAACACUGCUUAACGCCCAGCAAGGAGAAGAACACGAUUGAAGAAAUCGAAUGCCUAUUUAACAUCGUGAAUGGCAUUGGACGAGAUCUGGAACAAGAGGUUCCGGACACACUGAAACAACUAUACGUAUCCAUUCGGGACGUGAUGCUGACAGGCGACUGUUCGGCAUCUGUGAAAAAGACCCUACUGCAUUUGAUCGAAUUGAGAGCAUCUCGAUGGGUCCUUCCGCCUUCCACGGUACAUUACUACAACUCGAAAACCAACAUUUAGCGUCUUUUUUUUUCAUCACCUAGACCAUGCGGUCGAUAUUAUAAUAAUUAUUAUAAUAUAUAAUACAUAAAAUUGUGAUAGUUCUGGAAAAAACAUUUUGUACAUUAUUUAGUGUGUCAUUUAUACUACAUUUGUGAUGUUAUCUAUAUUUUAAAAAAAAUGGAUUAUCUAUUCAAAUUAAUAUCAUUCUUACGAAAUACAAUUACUUUUUUUCAUGACUAAGUAUA
Molecule: messenger RNA, 2128 nt
Organism: Rhopalosiphum maidis (corn leaf aphid)
Lineage: Eukaryota; Metazoa; Arthropoda; Insecta; Hemiptera; Aphididae
Product: GATA zinc finger domain-containing protein 14
Exons: 9
Coding region: 423-1901 (492 amino acids)
Biological process (GO): regulation of translational initiation
Cellular component (GO): cytosol
Molecular function (GO): translation activator activity
Source: RefSeq, a predicted model, not a curated record